Funneliformis geosporum is the source of this 1032-nucleotide messenger RNA. The record is from the annotation of a GenBank genome assembly. Lineage: Eukaryota; Fungi; Glomeromycota; Glomeromycetes; Glomerales; Glomeraceae.
AUGAGAAAUGAUGAGGGUUUGACUUCAAUUCUUAAAGAUGAGAUAGCAAAUCAUCAAGAUAUUCCAUUCAUGCCAGUUGAUAUAGAAGAAGCUAAAGAAUAUAUUAAUAAAAUCCCUAUUAUAUUCUUCGUCUCUAUGGAUAUCUCGUUAAUGGCAGAAAGCAGUAUACUCACUACUGGAAAAGAUAACAAGGAAGGCACUGGGUGGUAUCCUAUUCGUGAUUAUCAUGCAGAAAAAAAGCCAUAUUUCCAUAUUGUUAUACCCAAUAAAGAUUUAAGAUUUACUGCUCUUGAUAUCAUCUUAAACAAUAAUUCAAAGAUUGAUCCUGAAUGUAAAAUAGAGACAGCUUCAGACGAUACAGGCACAUAUUAUUGUAAAGUUGCAAGAGAGUAUCAGAUAUUACUUUCCGCAUUGAUGCUAACAAGAGACAUAGAAACAUACAAUUCACGUGAAUCAGGGAACUUCCUAGAAGCAAAAAAUGACAUAUCUCAAGUUUUUACAAUCUGUAUGACCCUACACUGGAAAGAUGAUCUGAUUUCUCUAGAAAGAAUAUGUUUAGUAGAUGUAGAAACAAAACCAGACCCACGCGGGAUCAUAAUCAUAUACAUCCAGCUUGGUUUUAACGAUUCAGGAUAUGAUUGGCCUUUUAUUGUAGAAAAGGCCACCAAAUUAAAUGUUCUCAAGUGGAUGGUUCAGCGAAUGUUGGCAAACCCACAUAAGAAAGCUGAUGAUAAAUCUAUCCUCACUUGGAAUUAUUUUGGUGGAAGAGGGGAACCUCUAACUAAUGGUUUCUUCCAAAGAAGCCAAUGGGUAAAGAAAGUGGACAAGGAAAAGUGUGGUCUCGAUGGUAAAGCUAAUAUAUCGUUAAGCAAAUUAUGGAAGUAUUAUUCGGAAGCAAGGGAUGGGACUUCCGAUUCUUCCAAAAAACAUAUGCAUGAAAUCGUGGCCUCAAUCGCUCAUAUAUCAUUAUUUGACUCACAUUAUUAUGCUAUAGGAACAAAAUUAUCUAAUCUUUUAGGCGUUGAAGCUUAG